This is a messenger RNA of Galeopterus variegatus (Sunda flying lemur), 1251 nucleotides long. RefSeq names its product synapse associated protein 1 (gene SYAP1). Gene Ontology annotation, cellular component: synapse; cytoplasm. The coding region runs from base 98 to 1174 and encodes 358 amino acids. The transcript has 9 exons. Lineage: Eukaryota; Metazoa; Chordata; Mammalia; Dermoptera; Cynocephalidae. The record is from RefSeq and is a predicted model, not a curated record.
GUUGUCUCCCUGGGAGAAGUGCAGGGAGAGUCCUGAGCCAACAGCAGUCGCGGGGGUCUCCGGUGACAGAGACCGCGGCAGCGGCCCCGCGGGCGGGAUGUUCCAGGGUUUGAGCAGUUGGCUGGGCUUGCAGCAGCCGGAGGCGGGCGGUGGGCAGUCUGCGGGACACAGGCAGCCCCCUGGAGACGUUCCACCCGAGCAGCGCUCCGACAUGGUGGUGGAGUCCGCGGCCGGCCAGCGGCAGCAAACGGGGGACCAGGAGCUCCUCCACCAGGCCAAAGGCCUCGGCAACUAUCUAUUUAACUUUGCAACUGCUGCCACCAAAAAGAUAACAGAAUCAGUUGCUGAAACAGCACAAACGAUCAAGAAAUCUGUGGAAGAAGGAAAAAUAGAUGACAUCAUUGAUAAGACAAUUAUAGGCGAUUUUCAUAAGGAACAGAAAAAAUUUGUGGAGGAGCAGCAUACAAAGAAGUCAGAUGCAGCUGUGCCCCCAUGGGUUGACAGUAGUGAUGAAGAAACCAUUCAACAACAGAUCUUGGCUUUAUCAGCUGACAAGAGGAAUUUCCUUCGUGACCCUCCAGCCGGUGUGCCGUUUAAUUUCGACUUUGAUCAGAUGUACCCCACUGCCCUGGUCAUGCUCCAGGAGGACGAGCUACUGAGUAGGAUGAGAUUCGCCCUUGUUCCUAAACUCGUAAAGGAAGAGGUGUUCUGGAGGAACUACUUCUACCGGGUCUCCCUGAUUAAGCAGUCGGCCCAGCUCACUGCCCUGGCCGCCCAGCAGCAGGCGGCGGGAAAGGAAGAGAAGGGUGCUGGCAAGGAGGACAAUUUGCCACUGGCAGAGGCAGUACGGCCCAAAACGCCACCUGUUGUAAUCAAAUCUCAGCUUAAAACUCAAGAGUAUGAAGAAGAAAUUUCUACUAGCCCAGGUGUUUCUGAGUUUGUCAGUGAUGCCUUCGAUGCCUGUAACUUAAAUAAGGAAGAUCUGAGGAAAGAGAUGGAGCAACUAGUGCUUGACAAGAAGGAAGAGGAGACAGCCAUCCUCGAAGAGGAUGGCGCAGAUUGGGAAAAAGAGCUACAACAGGAACUUCAAGAAUACGAAGUGGUGACAGAAUCAGAGAAACGAGAUGAAAACUGGGAUAAGGAAAUAGAGCAAAUGCUUCAGGAGGAAAAUUAGCUGUCUCCUGAAAUAAAAGAAUACUCCUUAACAUUCUGCAAACUGAUAUUAAAUUCUAGAUGUUGACAUUCACUGAA